ACUUGAGAGAUACAUGAAUUAUUAACCAUAUGUGUGUUGAAUAAUGAUAACAGCGUAGAAACAAAAGAGAAUAACUAUGCAAAAUUGACUGUAAUGCAAUGUUUUAUUGCUUGAACUGGAGAGAAAAAAACAUAUCAUAAGAAAAGUUGAAAGAAAUAGGUUUACAAGAGAAAUAAAGCAGUAUUAAUUAGGCAUUCAUUUUUUAGAUUUCAUGUCCUGUGCCACAAGUAAUGAGAAACUUUGAAGGUAUUCUUUUAAACCAAUUUUCGCAUUUUCAUAUCUUGAUGAUAAAUUUUGAAGUCGAUGUUCCGUAACAGUUGUUUUUUUUUUCAUUUGUGCAUCGCUUUGAAAAUGAACCAAUAAUUGUUGAAAUACUACCUUCUUCAUGUUAAUAACAGAAAUAAAGUGCCGAGGCCAGGAUGAUAUUAAUUUAUUCAACUAGUACACAUACAAAUCUAGGACUAGCAGAGACUUUCCCUUGUUAUUAGAAAUAAACUCAAUCGAGAUCAUAAUAUGAACGAUAGAAACACUAGCGGUGCAAUGACUAUAAGUAAAUUUAUGCGCACAUACAGUUUUAUAUACAUAGAAGACUGAGUAGCGAAGAGAAAAGAAUAACUCAUCAACCAUUCAGUGUGGUCUAUUGUUUUUUGAACUUUCGAGAUUUCGCCUUCCGAUCUUAUGCCUUUCGGGCAAUUAGCACUUCCCCAAUAGAAUGGCGAGGAAAAAAAAAAUUAUCGAUACCUUGGAAGGCCUCCAGAUGUGAAAAAUUAAGUUGUGUUUCAAGUAUAAAAUAAACUUGUAAAAAAUAAUCAGAGUUCAAUGCUGAUUCUCAGGCUAAUAAAAUUAGGUUAAAAUUGUUUGGGACAUUUGAUCCAUAAUUUGACAUAACUUCUUUAUUUUAAUUUUUUUUUAUAAAGGAACAUUCGUUAGAUAUGGGUGUUGAUGAAAAAAAUGAAGCUAUACUCAAUCUUGAUCGACAAUUACGUGAAAAAACAUAA
Molecule: messenger RNA, 998 nt
Organism: Rotaria sordida
Lineage: Eukaryota; Metazoa; Rotifera; Eurotatoria; Philodinida; Philodinidae
Source: the annotation of a GenBank genome assembly